AUGUUUCAUCUCGAAAACAUAGUCAAGACUUAUAAUAGUAAAUUUGAUCAUGCAUUAGUUAUGUCUGAUUUAAAUCCUUCUGAUCGUCAAAAUUACAGAUCUUGUGAAAAGGUCAGUAGCGAUGAAGUUUUAGCGAUUUUAGAAUCGAAUGAUGAUACAUAUGCUACAUUUCUUUAUAUUAAAUUACUUCGUUACAUAAUUGAUGCAUUUAUAAACAAAGAUUUCUUACAUCGAGCAGAAAAAUUGACAAUAUUACAAAAUAUCAAAGCUGUUCAAGAUCAAACACGAUAUUACCAACUACAAUUUCCUAGACAUCACAAACAUAAAAAAAACAAUGAAAAAAUUUUAAUACUUAAUCAGAGUCUUACUGUAACUGAAAUUCAAGCAAUAGUCUUACAAGCUUUUGAACAUGCAAAAGAACUUGUAUCUAAAUUGGAUAUAAAUAUUUUAUUAGAAGAAUAUAAUCUAUUCGAAUUAAAAGCAUUAAGUUUUGAAACAUACAACAGUUUGAAGAAGUCAAAUCGAGUAAUCGACUCAGCAACAUCGGACACAUUCAUGGACUCUGAUUCAGAUAAUGACAAUACUGAUGACUUUAAUAGUAAUGAUGAUGAAGAUCAAUUUCAGUAUGAUCUUUCAAUGAUAAAUGAUGAUGAUGAUAUACCAGAUAAUAUUCUGCAGUCAGAUAGAACCGAUUUUUCUGGUAUGCGAGUAUUUGAUUCAAUCGAUCAAGCGCACAAAAAGUCAUAUUUUGAGGUUGAAAUUAAUGGCAAAAAUAAAUUUUUACAUAAACAAACGGCAUGUUGGUACUUAACCGAAGGAAAAGGUCAUUUAUCUAGUGACCGUCUGUCGCGUGUGAAACAGACAAGCAGAAAAAACUGUUAA
This is a messenger RNA of Rotaria sp. Silwood2, 882 nucleotides long. The record is from the annotation of a GenBank genome assembly. Lineage: Eukaryota; Metazoa; Rotifera; Eurotatoria; Philodinida; Philodinidae.